Molecule: messenger RNA, 17539 nt
Organism: Apus apus (common swift)
Lineage: Eukaryota; Metazoa; Chordata; Aves; Apodiformes; Apodidae
Gene: PKD1
Product: polycystin 1, transient receptor potential channel interacting
Exons: 46
Coding region: 179-13336 (4385 amino acids)
Biological process (GO): kidney development
Cellular component (GO): membrane
Molecular function (GO): protein binding
Source: RefSeq, a predicted model, not a curated record
GCGGAGCAGCGCGCACCGCCAGCCCUGCGGGGGAGGCCGCCAUGGCGGGCGGGCGCUGAGGCGGGGGCGCGGAGCGGCGCGGAGCCCGGCGGAGCCGAGCGGGGCGGGGCGCGGCCGGGCCCGGCCGGCCGGCCGGGGGAGCGGCGGGCCGGGGCCAUGCCAUGCCCGUAGGGGAGAGAUGCCUUUUGGAAAUGGAGACACUGGAUCACAGCGCAAACAUGGCGUCCCCGUGGCGCGGCUGCCGCUCUCGGGCUGGUGCCUGCUCUGCUCCCUGCUGUGCGGGGGGCUGGCGGCCGCCCGGGCCGCCCCGACCCCCGCCUGCCAGCCCUGCGCCGCCGACUGUACCUGCACCGGCCCCGCCUGCCUCGUCAACUGCUCUGCCCGCGGGAUGGAGCGCCCGGGGACCGGCAUCCCCGCCGCCGCCACCGAGCUGGAUCUUUCCCAUAACAAGAUUGGUAUUUUAGAUGCUCAGAUGUUGGAAAGCCUGACUUCUCUGGCAAAACUAGAUAUAAGCCACAACAAGAUUUCUACAUUAGAAGAUGGACUAUUUGAUAAUUUAUUUAAUUUAAGUGAAAUAAACUUAAGUUGGAACCCGUUUGUUUGUGACUGCAAGCUUUCCUGGCUGCCCCGCUGGGUGGAAGACAGGAAAGUGAGGGUUGCUGCGGCGUCGGACACGCGGUGUGCCCACCCCCCCGGGGUGGCAAACCUCUCCCUCUUCGAGGUCUCCUUCCUCAAUGCUACUUGUGGAGCUCAAUACAUAACGUGUCUGACAAGCAACCACACCAAAGGGGCAGAACUUGUCAUCCUCUUCACGUCUGUUCACCCUGGGAACCUCUCCGAGGAGACCUGCAGUGCCCUCUGUUAUGCUGAAGACCAGGAAUAUGGAGGUUUCAGCCCCCAGGGGCAGUGUCUGUGUGGUGCUGCCCACGAAACAAACUCUUCCUCUGGUUGCUUGCCAUUUUGCACUGAGCAUUUGUCCGGGCAGGCCUGUGGUGGCCCAUCACUUGUCCCCUCUCCCUUCCAGGCACAGUUGCCCGUGUCUUUCACAGGACUCCAGCCCCGGUACAGCCUCCACCAGGCUGUGCUCUUCAAUGUCAGUAUUCCCAUUGCAGUCAGCACUUUACUGUGGGAAUUUGGGGACCAGACAGAGGUUCUCAACAGCACUGGAAAUGCAGCUGUCCACAUGUAUGCCUUACCUGGGCAGUACAAUGUCACUGCCACCAUCUUUGUGGGCACCAAGGUCUUAAAUGUACAGGCAGAAAUUGAGGUGGUGGCUCCACCCCAACAGUUAGAACUGCAGUGUCCUUCCUUGGUCAAGACAAAUGAGAGUCUGGACAUACAGAUCCGCAACAGAGGUGGCACUGGCCUGGCAGUGUCCUACGGUGUCACCACGGAGGCUGGAGAGCUGGGCAGGGCAGUUCACCCCAUGUGUCCUCCUGAUGGCUUGGUUUUCCCGGGCAAUAACCACUGCUACCAGCUGGUGGUGGAGAAGGCUGAGUGGCUGGAGGCCCAGCAGCACUGCAAGGACCAUGGCAGUGGAGAUCUGGCUUUUGUGAGCAGCCCUGAAAUCCAGAGCUUCUUGGUCGCUCAUGUCAUCAGGAGCCUCGAUGUCUGGAUUGGAUUCAAUGAUUUUGCAAGCACUGGAGCACAGCAGAGAGGCGAAGGAUUUAAUCUGGAGAGCUGUCAGAACUGGCUGCCAGGAGAACCCCAUCCCUCCAACGCUGACCACUGUGUCCGGAUGGGCCCAACAGGCCAGUGCAACACAGACCUGUGCAUGGCCAAGCACAGCUAUGUCUGCGAGUACAAGCCAGAAGGAGUUCUCUUAAAUGCUGAAAACUUCUUUGUGGGUGACCCUAUGUUUGACACACACGAGGCUGUGAGGAGCGUGACAGAAGAUGUGCUGUCAGCUCCCUGGCAAGCUGUGGAGGUGAUGGUGUUCCCUGAGCUGGCGUUCAGGAACGAGGGAUAUUUGACUGCCCUGGAGUUUGUGACACAGGAUCUGCAUCAGCCUGUUCAAGUGAGGUUCCAGGUGCAUAGACCAAUAGAUGGAGAAGAUUACCAGGAGGGAGAAAAUACUACAGAACCCUUUCCCACUGCUCAGGAUGAUGGGAACUGGACUCUAUUUGAAUGUCCUCCUGGUUUCCAGUGGUGUCAUUUGACUAAUUUGUGCUCAUCACUUAACAACUGCUGCAACACGACCGAGUGUGCCAACAGUUCUCUUGCCAGCAGCCCUGCCCCUGCCUCCCUUCAGCACGAUGGAAGCCAGCUCAGCUACGAACUCCUCAAGGAAUUUCUCUUCACAAUACCAGCUGGCCCUUCUUCCCAGUAUCUGGUCACAUUCAGAAAAGAAAGUAUUUUUGUCAGGGCCAAGGACAUCUUCAGUAUCCAGCACGAUGCAGGCUUGGGCUCCCUCCUCCAGUGCCAGCCAAGCACCACAUCCCCUUACAGAACCAACGUCUUCAGCACGAACUCCUCGGAGUGGGCAGGGGGCCUGUCUGGCAGCCCCACUGGUGCCCCCUGGAUGAACAGCACUGUCUGCUCUCUCCGGGUUCACUACGCUGAGGAGCAGCUGGUCCCAGUGAUCAGCCCCUCCAACGCGGGGCUGGAGCACCCAGGUCGCUACACGGUCAGAGCCAGCGUGGACAACGGGGUCUUCAGCACCAACCUGUCCUGCAGUUUCUGGGUGUCUUCCUGGGUGUCAGGGCUGCGUGUCAUCCACCCAGCCCCUCAAGGCAGCAGGGUCUACCUGCCAUCCAACCACACUACCUUGGUGGUCAAACUCUCCUCGGGGGUGAACGCAACAGCCAGCUGGCUGGGAGACAACCACACCUUCCCCUUCCAAGGGUCCUGCCCCGCGGCUGUGGCAGCGCUGACAGCAGAGUGUGCCAGGGAGACCAACGACACCUGGUUUGCAGUGGUGACCCUGGGCGGGCUCAGGGAGGGGCUGAGCACCCACGUGCUUGUUGCAGAGAAUGCCGUGAGCUCCCAGAACAUCACGGUGAUGGUGAAGGUGGAGGAGCCCAUCCGUGGGCUGCGGGCCACCCCGGACCCCGAGAGCAGAGUCCUGCUGAAUACGCGUGUGAGCUACGUCCCUGUGAUGGAAGCUGGGUCAGAUGUGACCUUCCGAUGGACAGUAGAUGAUAAGCCAUCUUUCACUUUUUACAAUGUUGUCUUCAACGUUAUCUACCAAAGCCCAGCUGUGUACAAGCUUUCGCUCACUGCCUCCAACCACGUCAGUAACUUUACGGUCAAUUACAAUGUCACGGUGGAGAUGAUGAAUAAGAUGAAGAACCUGACUGUGGUGGGUGUCCUGCCAGUCCUCCCUCAGAACAGCACCGUGGAGCUGACAGCAAGAGUUCAGGUUGAUUCAGCUGUGGAUGCUCUGUUCCUGUGGGAUUUUGGAGAUGGUGUCCAGGAGACAUACCUGUUCACACCUCCCUACAACAAGUCAUUCCUUGUUCCUGAUCCCAGUGUCCACGAGGUUGUGAUUGAGCACAAUGUUUCACACAUCUAUCAAGAGCCAGGUGAAUACAUCCUGAUGGUUGUUGUGUCAAACCAGUUUGAGAACCUCACCCACUUGACCCCAGUUCAGAUCCACAGUUACCUGAUGGAUGUGAAGAUGGAAGCAGAGGAGGAUGUUUUAGUUGUGAACCGUCCGGUCACCUUCAGAGCCGAUCCGCUGCCAUCUCCUCAUGGUGUGGUGUACACCUGGGACUUUGGGGAUGGGUCCUCACAGUUCACAGCCAGCCAGCCUACUGUGACCCACAGCUACCCCAGGAGGGGGGUGUACAACAUCACCGUGACAGCCAACAACACUGUCAGCAGCGUGGAGACAGUCGAGUGCUACCAAGUGUUUGAAGAGAUAACUGGGCUCCGUGUUUCUGCAGAGGAGGCAGCAGAGCUGGGGGCCUCUGUGACCCUCAAUGCCUCGGUGCUGACAGGGGACAGCAUCACCUGGAUAUUUGACAUGGGGGACGGGACGGUGCUGAGGAGUCAGGAGCCUGUGGUAGAGCACACGUACGUAAAGGACAUCAACUGCACUGUGAAUGUGACAGCUGUGAAUCCUGUCAACUCCGUCUCCCAAACCGUGCCUGUUCGGAUCUUCGUCCUGGAAGUGCUCAAAAUAGAGCCUGCUUCUUGCAUCCUUGAGCACCCCGACGUGCAGCUCACUGCCUACGUGACGGGGAGUCCUGCUGAAUACAUCUUCGACUGGACUUUUGGAGACGGCUCGUCCAACGUCACCGUCAGUGGGGACCCUGUGGUGAUGCACAACUUCACCCGAAGCGGGACGUUCCCCCUCUCCCUGACUCUCUCCAGCAGGUUUAACAAGGCUCACUACUUCACCAGUGUCUGUGUGGAGCCAGAGAUUGUCAAUGUCACCCUUCUCCCUUCCAAGCAGUUUGUGAGGCUCGGUGAAGAGAGCAGCUUCCAGGUCAGUGCCCUGCCCCUCUACCAGUACCGCUACCGCUGGGAUUUUGGGAACAAUGAGUCCACUAGAUCGAGUGGGACUGAAGUCACCUACACCUACAAGAACACAGGGGUCUUCCUGGUCACGGUGACCGUCUCCAACAAUGUCUCUUUCAACAAUGACACAGCAUUUGUGGAAGUGCAGGAACCAGUUGGGGUAGCAAAGAUUGAAUAUAAUGGGACGGACGUUUUGGAGCUGAACCAGGUCUACCUGUUCUCUGCCAGCAUGAAUGGGACCAAAGUGAGCUACUGCUGGGACUUUGGAGAUGGCACUACGCAGCCUGGGCAAAGUGCUACCCACUCCUACAACAGCACUGGCCAUUAUACCAUUAGUGUGAUGGGCCAGAAUGAUGUGAGCUUUAAUGAGACCACCAUCGACGUCACGGUGAAGUGUCGGCUCCAGGGGCUGACCAUCAAUGCCAGCAGGACCGUGGUGCCAUUGAACGGGUCGGUGAGCUUUGUGGCCACACUUGUGGCUGGCACUGCCACCCGCUACUCGUGGAUCCUCUGUGACCGGUGCACUCCCAUCCAAGGCUCCUCCACCAUUUCCUACACUUUCCGCUCCGUGGGGACAUUCAAUGUCAUCGUGACAGCAGAGAACAAGAUCAGCUCCUUGCAGGACAGCAUCUAUGUCUACGUCCUGGAGCAGGUUGAGGGUCUGCAGGUGGCUAGCAGUGACCUGGUGGAGGGCAUGUAUUUCCCAACCAACAAAACACUCCAUUUGCAGGCAGUGGUGAGAGAGGGAACAAACAUCUCUUACAGCUGGGUGGCCCAAAGGGAUGGCAAUACUGUGCAGACCUUCAUUGGGAAGACCUUCUCCUAUAGUGUCCUAGAAGCUGGAAACUACACUGUCUUUCUGAAAGCCACUAAUAUGCUGGGCUAUGCAACUGCUAACAGGACACUGGAGUUUGUUGAAAGCAUUGGUCUCCUGAAGCCUCAUGCCUUCCCUAACCCAGCUGCUAUUAACGCCUCUGUUAACAUAAGUGCCACGGUAACCAGGGGCACGGGCAUCACCUAUGUUUGGUACCUGGAGGAUGGCUUCUCUCCUGUCACCUCUGAGCCCUUCAUCGUACACUCCUUCCAGAGCCCUGGGGUGAUAGAGGUUGUCAUUGGAGCAGAAAACAAGCUGGAUUCAACCAAUGCAACAAUUUAUAUCUGUGUGGAGGAGGUCAUCGAGGGGCUGAGUAUAGGGACCGCAGAACUGGACUGCAGGUACGUCUCAUCAGGCUCCACAGUGGUCUUUGAGGGGGAGCUGCAGAAAGGGACUGAAGUGGCAUGGCUUUGGGAGGUGCCAAAUGGCACGUUGAGUGGGCAGUCCGUGGCAGUCCUGUUCCCCACCGCGGGGUUUUACACCGUCCAUCUGAACGCCUCGAACGACAUCAGCUGGGCCCUGGCCAGCAGGAAUAUCUCAGUGCUGGACAGGAUUCAAGGACUGGAAGUUCUUGCCAGCAAGAAGGUGGUGGAGCCAGGGGAAAGGGUCACCUUUGUGAUCAGGAUGUUGUCAGGAACCUCUGUGAGUUACUUGGUGAGCAUCAGUGGGGACUACUCUGUGGAGCUCAAUGGCUCCAGGUACACGCACGAGUUCACCAAGAGCGGUGAUUAUUUGGUGACAGUGACAGUGCAGAACCAGAUCAGCAUUGCACAUGCCCAGGUGCUCAUCUCUGUCCUGGAGGCCAUCCACGAUGUCAGGCUCCUGAACUGCUGUGAGGAAGGCAUAGCCACGGGCACAGAGAAGAACUUCAGUGCCCAGGUGGGAAGUGGCUCCCGUGUGUCAUUCUCCUGGCAGUUCUCCCUCUGGAAAGAGCAAGGCCGAUCCGUGGUCACUGUGUCAGGAGAGACUGUUUCCUACACUCCAGAAGCUGCAGGGCUGCUCAAGAUUCACCUCCAUGCCUUCAAUGACUUGGGAGGUGUCAAUAUCACCAGAACCAUCCAAGUCCAAGACCCCAUAGUGCAAGUCUCCCUCAUUGCCUCCAAUGCCUUUGUCAAUAGGACAGCGCUGUUUGAAGCAGCAGUGGUGCCCAGCAGCAGGAGUGUUGAGUUCCUGUGGACUUUUGGGGAUGGCUCUUCCACUCAAAUGACCAGGGUUCCAGUGGCCAACUAUUCUUACCUGAGCCCUGGGGAUUACCUCGUGGAGGUGAAUGCCACCAAUCUCAUCAGCUUCUUCAUAGCCCACCUAACUGUCACUGUCAAAGUCCUGGAGUGCGAGGAGCCGGAGGUGGAGUUGGCCUUGCCCCCUCAGGUCGUCAUGAAACGGUCGCAGAGGAACUACCUGGAGGCACAGAUUGACCUCCGAGGGUGCAUCAAGUACCAGACAGCCCACCUGUGGGAGAUCUACCGAGCACCCAGCUGCAUGUGGAACUUGGAUAACUCCAGCCGGAUCCAUCUGCCAAACGUUGAUGUGAACAGGCCCCAGCUGGUGAUACCAAAGCUUGCCCUGGAAGUUGGGAACUAUUGCUUCAUCUUUAUUGUCUCCUUUGGAGACACCCCACUGUCCAAAAGAAUCUUUGCCAAUGUAACUGUGAUACCGAGUAAGCUGGUCCCCAUCAUUGAUGGGGGGUCAUACCGGGUAUGGUCCAACACUCAGGACUUAAUCUUGGAUGGGGAGAAAUCCUAUGACCCGAACUUGGAUGAUGGUGAACAGACUCCGUUGUUGUACGAAUGGUCUUGUACCUCCUCCUCCAAGAGCUCGGCUGCAGGGUGCUCUCUGAAUUUCAGUGCCAAGGAAGGAAUUGUCACAAUUUCCAAAGCUGUAUUAGAAGCAGAUGUGGAGUACACGUUCGACCUCACCGUCAGGAAGGAGGGUAUGAGCCCCGAGGCAACAAAUCAAACCGUAUUCAUCAAGAGAGGAGGAGUCCCUAUCGUGUCCCUGGAGUGUGUUUCCUGCAAGGCUCAGUCUGUCUAUGAAGUCAGCAAGAGCUCCUAUGUCUACCUGGAGGGGACCUGCCAGAACUGCCACAACGACUCCAAGAUUGGGAGGUGGGCGGCGCACAGCUUCAAAAACAAGACUCUCAUCCUGGACAAAACAACGACCUCCACUGGUGACACAGGCAUGAACCUGGUGCUGAGGCAAGGGGCGCUGCGGGACGGGGAGGGUUACACCUUCACCCUGCACAUCACCGACCUGACCACUGGGGAGGAAGGAUUCGCCUCCAUCGACCUGCUCCCCAACCAGCCACCCGUUGGAGGGUCCUGCCGGCUGUUCCCCAAGGGGCCCCUCAGGGCCCUGAUGGCAAAGGUGCACUUUGAGUGUUCAGGCUGGCGGGACACAGAGGACGCGGCGGCCCCGCUGGUUUACAUCCUGCAGGCCGCCCGGCGCCGCGCCGGCCACCACCACGAGUUCUGCGUCUACAAGGGCAGCCGGGCCGAGCACGGAGCCUUCCUGCCCCCCGGCUUCCAGGAGAGCGGCUUCCUGGUGUCCGUGUCCGUCCUGGUUCAGGACCAGCUGGGAGCCACCGUGGUGGCCGUGAACCGCUCCGUGGAAAUCAGCUUGCCCGAGGGCUUCCCCAGCCUCUCCCACUGGCUCUACAAUCAAACUGACACUGUGCUCCAGGGCUUAGUGAAACAAGCGGACCCUCAGCAGGUCAUUGAGUACUCUCUGGCCCUCAUCACCAUCCUAAAUGAGUACGAGCGCUCCGUGCUUCUGGAACCUGAGACUGGGAAUGAAUUUGAACUCCGGAUCUGGACUCGCAACAACAUCACGGAAACCCUGAACUCUCUGAAGGUGAACACAGUUGAUGACAUCCAGCAGAUCUCUGCUGCCUUGGCCCAGUGCACGGUGGUGAGCAAGGAGCUGGUUUGCAAGUCAUGCCUGACAAGGACUUUGAACAAGCUGGAGACCAUGAUGACCAUUCUGCAAGGGGAAACAACCCAGGGCACUGUGACACCAACUGGGAUUGCUGACAACAUCCUCAACAUCACAGGUGACCUAAUUCAUCUGGUCAAUUCAGCUUCACAAGAACCCAAGCCCCAGGAGCUGCUGGCUGAUUCCCACAACUUGCUGCUAGCUCCCAAAGCCUACAACCUGUCUUCCAGCCUGAUGCGCAUCCUCAUGAAGUCUCGAGUGCUGAAUGAAGAGCCCCUUGAGCUGGUGGGAGGAGAAAUUAAGGCCACGGGCAAGCGGUCUGAUCCCUUCAACUUGCUUUGCUACGAGAACACACCAAACUGCCAGUUCUCCAUCCCCCAGGCAUUCAACACCACCCUUUCCAACCUGACAGAUGUCAUUCAAGUCAUGUUCCAGGUGGACUCCAAUCCUUUCCCUUUUGGUUACAUCAGCAACUACACCGUGUCCACAAAGGUGGCCUCCAUGGAGUUCCAGACACACGCCGGGGUGCAGAUCCCCAUCGGGAGCCUGGACUCGGAGAAAGCCAUCACAGUCAUGGUCUCCAACAGCACAGAUGCUGACAAUCUCACUGCUGGCACUGAAGUCAUUGAGCCAAGAACAUCUGUGAGCCUCAUUGUGACGAUGGAGAGCAACAACAGAGAAGCAGGACUGCACUUCCAGCUCACUUACAGAGUCCUGAACGAUCACUACAUUGCCAGUGAGCCUGAGCCCUUCAUCAUGGCUUAUCUCCAUCACCAGCCAGAGCCCAACGAGCACAACUGUACUGCUGCCAAGAAAAUCAGCCUGGACGCCCUGGCUGGAAGUGACCACAAGCUCUACACCUUCUUCACCUCGCCCAGAACGGAUGACACCAUCCAGACCUACUACAUCAACAUCACAAACCAUUUCAGCUGGUCCCCCGUGGAGGUGACCCUGGGGCUGUACACCUCCCUCUGCCAGUACUUCAGUGAGCAGGAGAGACGCUGGAAGACAGAAGGCAUCAUCCCACUGGAAGAGACCAGGCCAGACCAGGCUGUGUGCUUAACUCAGCACCUCACAGCCUUCGGAGCCAGUCUCUUUGUCCCUCCAAACUCCGUCCAGUUCAUCUCCCCUGCUCCAGGCCCAGGUCUCAACUACAUCGUUCUGCUGACAUGUGCUGUCUGCUUUGUGACCUACUCGGUGGCCGCGCUGAUCGUGCACAAGCUGGACAUGAUCGACAUGAACCGGGUGGGAGUGAUCCCCUUCUGUGGGAAGAACGGGCUGUACAAAUAUGAGAUCCUGGUGAAAACUGGCUGGGGCAGAGGAUCAGGCACCACGGCCCACGUGGGGAUCGCCCUGUAUGGUGUGGACCACAAAAGUGGUCACAGACACCUGGAUGGAGAGAACGCCUUCCACCGCAACAGCCUGGACGUGUUUCAGAUCGCGACGGAGCGGAGCCUGGGCAGCAUCUGGCGCAUCCGCGUCUGGCACGACAAUAAAGGACUCAGCCCAUCUUGGUACCUGCAGCACGUCAUAGUCCGGGACCUACAGAGCAGCAAGAGCUACUUCUUCCUGGUGAAUGACUGGCUGUCGGUGGAGAGCGAAGAGAACGAUGGCUUGGUGGAGAAGGAGGUUUAUGCAGCCAGUGAGACAGAGCUGAGGAGCUUCUCACGGAUCUUCAUAGCGGAGCUGCAGCGAGGCUUCUUUGAGAAGCACGUCUGGCUGUCUCUGUGGGACCACCCGCCUCGCAGCCGCUUCACCCGCGUCCAGAGAGCCACCUGCUGCUCCCUCCUCAUCUUCCUCUUCCUCUGUGCCAACGCCGUGUGGUACGGCGUGGUGGGGAACGUACACCUCAGCAAUGGGGCCGUCUCCAACCUGAUCCCUGUCAAUGUGGACACAGUGGCUGUUGGUCUUGUGUCCAGCGUGGUGGUCUACCCUCUCUACCUGGUCAUUUUAUUUCUCUUCCGGAUGGCUCGUAGCAAGGUCUCCAUCAGCCACACCCUGACUCACUCAGACCAGCAAUCUCUGGAAAUCGACAACUACCUGGACUCCUCAGUCCUCGACAGCUCCUUCCCCACCUUCCCUGGGCUCCGGGCAGAGGCCUUCUCUGAGCAAACCAAAACAGAUCUGUUCUUAGAGGACUCCAAAAGCCUCGUGAGGUGGCCCUCCAGUGAGGCCCUGCUGAGCUGGCCAGACCUCCUCAGCGACCCCUCCAUCAUGGGCAACACCAUCCAGAAGCUCAAGAGGGGCCGGGCCAGUCGCCACCUUGGACUUGAGGCCCCGCUGACAACUGAGGAGGACAGCUUGUCCCUUGGUGUUCACCAGGGACAGCCCCGAUACUUCUCAGCCUCAGAUGAGGAUCUGAUCCGGCAGAUCCUGGCAGAUGGAGCCAGUGGCAUCUCCCACUCCCAGGACCUGGGGCCGUACAUGAGGGCUGAAACAGAUCUGAUCUCGGGCCUGUCCAGCGUGUUCGGGGAGAAGGUGGAGACUGUCAUGAUGCAGAAGCUGAACGACAAAGGCCAGAGCCUGGCAGCUCCCCCCAGGGAAGUAAGCAGAUCAGCCAGGUCCACGUGGACAGUUGCAGACCAAACGUUUAGGAAGCGCUUGCUGCCACCCUGGUGCUCCUACCUGGCUCAUGGUAUCAGUCUCCUCCUCUUCGCCACCUCCACAGGGGUCUCCGUAUGGAUCGGGGUGGGUUUUUCCUCCAGCGUUGCCCUCAUGUGGCUCAUCUCAGGGAUAUUCAGCUUCCUGGCAUCCUUCUUGGUCUGGGAGCCCCUGAAGGUUCUGCUGGAAGCUCUCUAUUUCUCACUGGUUGCCAAGCGCUUGCACCCCGAGGAAGAUGACACCUUGGUGGAGCACCCAUUUGUCGAGCAUGUUUCAGAGAAGAUCAGCAAAGUCCGACCCCCGCAGGGGUUUGCCCUCUUCCAGGCCAAGGAGGAGGCCAGGAAGGUCAAACUGCUACACAGGAUGCUGAAGAAUUUCCUCAUCUACAUGAUGUUCUUGCUGGUGAUCCUGCUCACCAACUAUGGAGAUGCCUCCCGCACCAGCAGGGCCUUCCUCCUGCAGAGCUCCAUCAAGCAGCAGCUGGGCAGCAGCGAGUUCCUCCGCAUCAAGAGGUCGGAUCAGUUCUGGGUGUGGAUGUCCCAGGUUUUCCUGCCAUACCUCUACAACAACCGCUCGGCCCAGGAGAGCUCCAGCACCACGCUGGGCACGGCCCGGCUGCGCCAGCUGCGGCUGCAGGGAGCCGAGUGCCAGCGCAGUGCCCGGGAUGUCCUGAGUGGCCUGGGCUUGGCUGCCAGCAGGAGCUGCUCCCACCCCCACGGCUUCUCUACCGCUGACUGGGCAGCUGGCUGGGGCCAGGCCGGGAACGGGACGGCUGCCUGGACCUACUCACCACCCGACUUGAUGGGGGUCUGGUACUGGGGUUACAUCUCUUUCUACGAUAGCAGCGGUUAUGUCCAGGAGCUGGGGGCUUCUCUGGAGGAAAGCAGGGCUCAGCUGGACUUCCUGCAGCAGCACACUUGGAUCGACAACAUGAGCCGGGCAGUCUUUGUGGAGCUGAUGCAGUACAACCCCAGCGUGGACCUGCACGCUGCCAUCACCCUCCAGCUGGAGUUCCUGGGGGCUGGCCAGGCCAUCACCACCAUCACCAUCAGCCCCUUCCCGCUGCUGCGCCUCAGCGGGGGGGUCACGCUGCAGCUUCUCAUGAUGGUCUUCCUCAUGAUGUUUGUGGUCUACUUCGUGGUGUCUGAGUCACUGUCCAUCAAGAAGGAAGGCAGAGCCUACUUCACCCUGUGGGGCAACUAUGGCCAGUGGGUCUUCAUCCUGCUCACCACAUGCACCGUGGUGGUGCACCUCAGCCAAGCCACCCUUGCUGACCAGCAGUGGCUCAAGUACCUCAACAACCGCAAGGGCUUCACCAACUUCUACCAGGUGGCCUUUCUCAACACCGUCUUCAGCACCUUGGCUGCAUCCCUCCUCUUCCUCCUGACUGUGCAGGCUGCCCGGCAGCUGCGCUUUGUCAGGCAGUGGUCAGUGUUUGGGAAGACCCUUCAGAAGGCUGCGAAGGAGCUGGUGGCUGCAGGACUGGCCUUCGCUCUCCUCAUCCUGGCCUACGCUCAGCUCGGCUUCCUGCUCUUCUCCUCCUCCUCGGAGCCCUUCCGCAGCAUUGGCAGCAGCCUCCUGCAGCUCUUCUGCGUGCUGCGGGGCAGCCUGAGCCUCCAGCCCUGCCUGCCCGAGGCCUCGGGCCUCUACUGCUUGUUCUACACCAGCUACGUCAUCCUGGAGCUGUGGAUCGUGCUGAGGCUCUUCACUGUGGUGCUCAUCUACAGCUACCGGGAGAUGCACUUUGAGCUGUACCGCCCGGCCUUCGAGCCCCAGGACUAUGAGAUGGUGGAGCUCUUCAUGCGCAGGCUGAAGAUGUGGAUGGGCUUCAGCAAAGCCAAGGAGUUCCGGCACAAGGUGAGGUUCGAAGGGAUGGAGCCGCUGCCGUCCCGAGACUCCAGCGACUCCAAGUCCUUCCGAGGCCCCACUCCCAGCGCUGCCUCUGACAGCUCCAGGGCUUCCACCUCCUCCAGCCAGCUGGACGGGCUGAGCCUCGUGCUGAGCACCCGGGACAGCCUGGAAGUGGACGCUGACAUCCAGCGCCUCCUUUCCCUCUUCGAGAUGCUGCUGGCCCAGUUCGACCGGGUCAACCAGGUGACAGAGGACCUGUACCGCAUCGAGCACCAGCUGCAGGGCUCCCAGAGCCGCCGCGCACGCCGGAAGGGCACCCAGGGGGAUGUCCUCAGCAGGUACGGUGCAGGCAGCGCCCAGCAGGGACCCCUCACCGAGAUCUCCUCUGAGACAGCCUUGCAGCCCCCGCGGGACCCCCCGGGGUCCUCCCACUCUCCUGCCGCCCCGCCGGGCAGCAGGGGCUCCGUGCCCAGCCGGCUCCUCCGAGCGAGCAGAGGCCUCAGCGUGGCAGCUUCCGUGCUGCCCCCACACAAACCCUACGUUGCCGGAGCUCCGGCGGUGAAGAAGAAAAGGCCCCUCCGGGCCAAGAACAGGGUGCACCCCACCGUCAAGUAAGAGGCGCCGUGCUGGGAAGUGAUGCCUCGGAGGGCAGCGGGUGCCCGGGAAGGGGUUUGCGAAGGGUGGGCUGUGCCCGCUGUGCAGACCUGGAGCCUCAGGAGCUGCUGCUUCUGAAAGCUCCCAACGCGGCGGCUGUGCCGGCGGGACGCGCCGGGGCGGUGCUGACCUCCCCACGGGGGGUUCCCAGCGUUACGGGGGGGAGAAGGCUGAGCCUUUCCCUCGGGUACGGUCGGUGUGCAGAGAUUCCCUCCCCCCCCACUUAGGGCAGGGCAGUAUUAAAAAGUCGUUUAUUUUUGUUAAAUGGUCCCACCUGCAACCAGCCACCUCUGGUGACUGUCACAAGGACACUUUACCGGGGCGGGCACAGGGUGACGGGUACAAAGCUCACCUCCCUUCCCUGCUGGCUGUGCCGGAUGGAAGGGGAGAGGAGACCCCCCCCAGGCCUUGAAGGUUUGAACUGAGUCUUGGAUUUUUUUGUCGACCAGACACACUGUGGAGGAAAGCUACAGGUUUCGAGAAGUUAUUUAACCCAACUUUUUUUUUUUUUUUUCCUAAAGCAUAAAUAUAUAUCGAUAUAGACAAAUGAUAUCUACACCCAGAUCAGUUAAUUUCCAGUAUUGGCUACUUUUAUCCGCCAGAAAUUGGUACUAUUAUUUGUAUUUAAAGAAGUCCAAUAUUUAAAACAAGUGACAUUGCAAGCUGCAGCGAGCUGCCGGCCCCGCUCCCCGCCGGGCUCGGGGGGGAUGAGGAGCAGCAGCUCAGCCCGAGGGUCCUUGCAGCCCUGGGGCUGCUUCCAGCUGUCCCUGAGCGUGGGGUUGCCGAGGUGCUGGCUUCGCUGCGGACCCCCACCCCCAUCCCCACCCCCCUACACCCCCCAGCACUCAUCGUCCCCCCCCGCCAGGGCCCACGGGCGCCGCUUGGCUUUUCCAACCCAAGGAAUGUAUUGACGUAAGUAUCUCUAUUUGUUUGGUUUACUUGUUUGUAUGUACUGCCCAGCACUUUAAACAACGCUUUCCUCGGCUAGCAAUGACACGUGCGAUCUAACAGGAACGGGAUAAUAUAUCACAAAAGCAGUAUUUUUGUUUGUUUAAAUCAUAAACUGAAAUGAGCAAGCGCUGAGGAAGUGAACGCACCCCCCAGCCCCCCCCAGCACCCCCCAGCCCAGGCAGCCCUGCCUGUCCCCACGGCAUCGACCCCACGAGAAGCACAAAGGUGCUGGGGGAGGCAGGUGAAGCCCCAGGGGGUUGGUGUUUUUUUUGGGGGGGUCCCUCCAGCCCUGGCCCCCUGCAGUGCCCCGGGACUGGCCGUGCUCUGGGUUACAGCUGGCCUGUGCUCGCCGUGCCCGCUGCGCCGUGGGGCACCCCCUAUCCCCCCAGCCUGGGGAGCACCCCCUGCCCCAGCCUAGGGGGUGCUGAGUGGUGGCUGAACCCCCCCUGCCCCCGGGUCCUGCGUUCACUUCCUCGUGGCCGUUGCACAUUAUGUAUAUUGUAAGUAAUUUAUAUGGGGGUUUUGUUUUUUGUUAAAUGUAUAUAUUUUUGUAUGUUUGCUAUAUUUUCAUAGCAUCGGUACCGUGUUUGAAACAUGUAGAUAGGAGACAGAAUACUAUUGUCAGAGUUAUUUAAAGGAUGUAUUAAGUGCUUCUUCCUGGGAAUGUCCCAUGUAUAUAAGGAUUGGGUGUCCGUGUGCGUGUGGUGCAUGUGCUGCGGGGGGCCAGGCUGGUGCUGGGCCAGGGGCUGCAGGCUAAGCAGAGCAGGGCAGGGGAUGGAAGCCCCCCAGAGCAUGAGUUGGUGUGUCCCCAGAACCUGCUCCACACUUAGGAAAUGCCAGAGGCUUGGAGGGAAUCCUGAAGCAGCCAGACCAGGCAGGCAGUGCUGCAGGGGAGGGUGCCGUGCACUGGGCUGUGUCCUGCUGCUGGUGGCCCUGGAAGCUUCUUUCCUGUGUCGCUGGCAGGGGAGACCCUUCCAGGCAGAGAGGGCUCUGCUCAGACACUGCCAUUCCUAAUCCUAUCACCUCCUGCUCCCAGCACUCCUGCCAUGCUGUGUUCUGCCCACAUGCUUCCUUGGCUCCAGGUGCCUGCCCAUGUCCCUUAUGGGAUGGAAGGAGGACGCAGGGAUGCUCUUGGGGAUGGCUUUGGGACUGGUGUAAGUUACCUUUGAGGACCUCGGUAGGAAGGAAAGGUUGCAGAAGGAUGAGGCAGGAGAAAAGAAGUGUGCUGUAGUCUGAUGAUCAUUAACAGUGAGGAGGUGGUAGGUCACCAGAGGGUGUUGGAAGGGCAGGUUGCACAGAGUGUGAAGUUGUGUAGAGAGAGGAGACAACUGCUACUGGUAACCACAAAGCUUUUGUACUGGGAAGAGGCAGGCGGCAGUGAGGCCGGAGCAGUGCCUGUAGCUCAGCAGGGGUGGGUGGAGAUGGGGACUCCAACUCGGUGGCAGCAGGUGCCUGGAGCAGAGAGAACCAGCAGCAAGGUGUGAGUCCAGGGCUGGGCCCAGUGAGCUUUGUGCAGGGUGCAGAAGGGGUUGGUUACUCCUUUUACAAACAGCUCCAUCAUCCCCAGAACUCUUCUGGUAUCUCAAACUGGUUUUUCAAGCCAAAGAUUUUAAACUAUGUGCCUGCUUUUUUUUUGGUUCCUUUUACCAACCCAAGCAGCACAGCCCCCAGGCUCAGCUCUGGUAGGUGCCCGUGACUUUCUUUUGAUGACAGGUGCCAAAGUGCCUGUCCCAGACACCCGAGGCAGUAAAACCAGGAGCCCUGGGCUGUGGCCCUGGGCUCACCCCUGCAGGCACAUCCUGCUGCCCAGUGCUCUUGGGUGUGUCCUCCCAGGGGCUGGGAAGGAUGUGGUGCUAAAGCAAAAUCCUGUUGGGUGAAACUUGGGACCUCUGUUCUGCUUCUGUCCUCAAAGGCAAAGUUCUGGCUCUGUGGCUCUGCCUCAAAGGGGAAGGUGCUGGAGAAGGAUUCAGUUGCAUGAACAGCCACUACUUGCAAAAAACACAAGGAAGCUGCUCAGCUUCCAACACUGCUGCCUCAGCAUGCAGGAAUUCUUUUUCUGGCCAGCAGCAAGAUGGAAGGAGUCAGAUUAGGGCAGGAAAGCUCUUGCUGACAGGUGCUGCUGGGUGGACCACCAGCUCCUACUGGCUUUUGGAGCCUGACAGGGGAGCUCGCCUAAGCACAACUGCCCUAACAGCUUCUUUGAGCCUCCAGCCCUGCCCUGGCUGCAGCGCGUUCCCCCUGGAGCACCAUGUGUAGAUCCAGCCAUCCCUGAGGGCCACGUCAGAACCUACAGUGAGUAAAGUGACCCAAGCAGGUCUUGGAAAUGUCUUACAUCUUCACAAGCCAAAAGUUUCAGUUCAGUUCCCAGCCCCUCCCCAGGACUCAUUUAGAAGAGUUUGUUAAUAGGAGUUAAGGGCAGGAAGGAGCCAGGGGAGAAGUGGGGGGCCAAGGGGGCCCUGAGUGCUCAGCACAGCCUGUAAUAAGCUAAGGGAGGAGAGAGGAUGCUCCCCAGGGAAGGGUCAGGAGUUUUGUUCCCAGUGCCUGUUCCUUGCCAAGCCUGCUCUGCGUGUGAGUGUGACGAUGCGUGUGACUACCCAAGUGCUUCUUCUAAUCAAAGAGGAGCAGAACCAGGAUCAGACAACUGCCAUGCUUCUUUCCUUCACUUGAAGUAUGGAGAGCAACUCUGGAACCCCCAAGUUGUAUUUUGAAAAGCCAAACACCUCCACCGGGGCCCAGCUUUCAAGCAACCUUAGUUCUCAGCACAGCAUUGAUUUGUACCAAGUACAGCAGCACUCACAUGGUUCCUGCACUGUCCCAGCUGAGGUACCAUGCAGACAUGCCCUCAGCUGCAGGCACCAGGCAAGGAGUUACACCCUCUGCAGCAAGAAACUUGCCUUGCAGCCCUUGCCAAUAACUGCUCCUGAAUGUAUGUUUCUGUGUUUGUAGUCACCAAGAGAUGGUUUCUUAUUUAUUGUCACAAAGAUGCAACACUAUCAAGCUGCUUAAAUUAAAAACUCUACCCAUUAGUUUAACAAGGGAGGGACUUACCUAAGUGCUUUUUUUUUCAUAGCAAAAGAUCAGAUGAUUGUGACCAAUAUGCCAACUGUUACUGCCUGGUCAGCAUUUCAUUGCAAACAAAAAUACCGUAUUUUGUAACUGUGGGGAUGUUUCUUAAAAAAAUGACAAGGUCAAAAUAAAAGCUGACUGCUACCA